AUGUCUCGCAAUUUAUUCAUUCGUAUUGUUGAUCACAUGAAAGGCCAUGAUAACUACUUUGUACAACGAAGGGAUGGGCUCGACAGGCUCGGAUUGUCUGCUUUUCAAAAAAUAACAGCGGUAUUCCGGAUGUUGGCAUAUGGUCUACCGGCAAAUGCUACUGAUGAGUAUAUUAAAAUAGGCGAGUCUACAACCAUUGAAAGUUUGAAGAGAUUUUGUCAUGCUAUUGUUGAGGUAUUUUCCGAACGAUAUCUAAGAUCACCUAAUGCUAAUGAUGUUGCAAGGCUACUUCAUAUUGGUGAACAACGUGGUUUUCUAAGAAUGUUGGGUAGUUUAGAUUGUAUGCACUGGAAGUGGAAAAAUUGUCCAACAGCUUGGGCAGGACAAUAUGUUGGUCGUAGUGGAUCCCCAACUAUUAUUCUCAAGGCUGUAGCUGAUUAUGAUCUUUGGAUAUGGCAUGCAUUUUUUGGUUUGCCAGGUUCCAACAAUGACAUUAAUGUGUUGGAGGCAUCUCAUUUGUUUGCCAACCUAACUCAAGGUAUUGCUCCUCCCGCUCAUUAUAGCAUUCAAGGAAAAGAUUAUAAUAUGGGUUAUUAUUUAGCUGAUGGUAAUACCCAAAGUGGUCUACUCUCGUACAACUAUUCACAAUCCACGUGGUCACAAAAAAAGAUAUAUGACUGCGUGUAUAUUAUGCACACCAUGAUAAUCGAGGAUGAUCGUAAUGUUGAUGCAUCGAUUGAGAAUCAAAUGGAAGCGCCAACUCCCGAAGUUGAAAUUGUCAUAGAUGAAAAUGUCCGAUUUCGAAAUUUUCUUACUCGACAUAAACAAAUCAGGGAUACAGAGCUCACUAUGCUCUUCGAAAUGCAUUAUUGA
Messenger RNA from Pistacia vera, 873 nucleotides. RefSeq lists its product as uncharacterized. The transcript has 2 exons. The record is from RefSeq and is a predicted model, not a curated record. The coding region runs from base 1 to 873 and encodes 290 amino acids. NCBI's taxonomy places the organism in Eukaryota, Viridiplantae, Streptophyta, Magnoliopsida, Sapindales, Anacardiaceae.